AUGAACUCCGAUCUGGAGAGCCCCUCUCUGGUGGCUUCUAGCUAUAUUUCCUUCAUUCAAGAUGACAUCACCACGUGCGAAGUUGUUCGCGACGCUGACCUACCUCCUCGAGUUGCCAAUGACCAGCAGGGGCCCUCUACUCCAACUAGUACUUUCUCAAUUGGGCUUACACCACACAGCUCACACACCGAGACUCAUACAUUAUCUCCCUCUCCAGAGGCCGAUGUUACUGGAGGGAAUUAUCAAGAUAGUGUAAAAGAAGCUAUUCUGGCCGGUAUUUCCGGUGGUGUUAAUGAGGUAUAUCACUCUCCGCUGACAGAUGAACUCUUUGCUGCGAGCUCGACUGCGCUUGUUUUGGUUGAGUGUGCUCUUCUCGACCGUAUUGCCCAGAUGGCUGUCAGUAUGCGUUCCUUGGAGGAAGACUUGGAAGCCUUGAGGGCACGCCGGAAGCAGCUUGCUGCUUUGCGGGUUGUUUCUGGCACCUCUCGAUCAACCUGCUGGUCUGCAGAAAUUACUCCUUCGGACUCGAAAGCUUAG
Messenger RNA from Penicillium verrucosum, 537 nucleotides. RefSeq lists its product as uncharacterized. Lineage: Eukaryota; Fungi; Ascomycota; Eurotiomycetes; Eurotiales; Aspergillaceae. The record is from RefSeq and is a predicted model, not a curated record. The transcript has a single exon. The coding region runs from base 1 to 537 and encodes 178 amino acids.